Suillus plorans is the source of this 921-nucleotide messenger RNA. RefSeq lists its product as uncharacterized. The record is from RefSeq and is a predicted model, not a curated record. The transcript is spliced from 11 exons. NCBI's taxonomy places the organism in Eukaryota, Fungi, Basidiomycota, Agaricomycetes, Boletales, Suillaceae. The coding region runs from base 1 to 921 and encodes 306 amino acids.
AUGUGGCCGUAUAUCGAAUUCGAUCGUAUGGAAAGCUAUUAUGUAGUUGGGUCCACUGUUGUGGUGAUAUAUGAUUGGGCUCUGACAUUCGAACGAGAGGUUGAACUAGUCUGGAAGCGACGCUGGUCCGUCAUGAGUGUCUUAUAUCUCGCUUUGCGCUAUGGUGGAAUACUAUAUGCUGUCCUCGAUAUACCGGGCACGUUUUUCGAUUUCGAACAAUGGUGGACAUUUACCAUCGCAAACAUCAUCCUGGGUGUGAUCAUGAUCGCUCGGUUGCAUGCCAUGUAUCAGCGAUCGAGAAAAAUACUCAUCUUUCUCGUUGUAUUCUUCCUUACCGUGGUGAUUACUAGCGCAGUAAUCACGGUGAUACAAAGCUCGCAUCUUACAGGAGAGGAGCUCGUUCUCUCCGGUACUCAUCAGUGCAAUUACGAGGGGAAUAGCUUUCUUCUAUCAGCUGUCACUUGGAUACUCGGCACUGUAUGGGAAGCCCUUGCAUUGUAUCUUUCAGUCCGUAUUGCUAUAAAGCAUCUCCGCGAACGACUAUCGACAGGAUCGAUUAUUGAGGACUUUUUCACGAUGUUAAUAAAAAGUCAUGUAUUUUACUUUGCAAGCUUUGUUGCUGUUGCUUCCUUCCGCAUUAGCUUCGCCUCUCCAAAUCUACUGGUGGGCCCAUCCGCUGCUGGCUCAUAUCCAUCUGACUGCUCCUCGAUUGUGCAGAACGAAAGUUCUGUGGGAGCUGAGCUUUAUUACGCUGUUGCGCUACUUUCCUCGCUCUUGCAGAUGUUUUUACUGGGACCGCGCCUGGUGCUCAGCGUUCGAGAACACAGCACUAGGCUUGUGGUUGACUCCGACAGAGCAACUGUCAUGACUACGAUUGUAUUCCAGGAGUGCACACCCGUGUCGACUGAUGGUGGUGUGUAA